This is a messenger RNA of Ilyonectria robusta, 2165 nucleotides long. RefSeq names its product cation efflux protein. The record is from RefSeq and is a predicted model, not a curated record. NCBI's taxonomy places the organism in Eukaryota, Fungi, Ascomycota, Sordariomycetes, Hypocreales, Nectriaceae. The coding region runs from base 141 to 1847 and encodes 568 amino acids. Gene Ontology annotation, cellular component: membrane. The transcript has 3 exons. Gene Ontology annotation, molecular function: zinc ion transmembrane transporter activity. Gene Ontology annotation, biological process: zinc ion transmembrane transport; intracellular zinc ion homeostasis.
CAAACCACAAAUCUCCCUCCCCGCCCACUACCAAACUCUCCUCUCUCCUCCUCCACCAUCACCAUCGACAUCAGCACCCUCAAUCACUGAGCCCGUCGCCAUCGCUUCUACGCCGUCGCCGGCACACAUAGUCCAUCAUCAUGGGCCUCCUCCAGAAGAUGGCGUGGUCCAAGAGCACCCGCAUCAAGGUCAUGAUUGCCCUUGACACGGCCUUCUUCAUCCUCGAGCUCACCACCGGUUUCCUCGCCCACUCGCUGGCUCUGAUGGCUGAUGCCUUCCACAUGCUCAAUGAUAUCAUCUCCCUGAUCAUCGGUCUCUGGGCUGUGUCGGCCGCGCAAAAGGCCACCACCGACGAGUUCACCUUUGGUUGGGUGCGCGCAGAGAUUCUCGGUGCCUUCUUCAACGCCGUCUUCCUCAUCGCCCUCUGCGUCUCCAUCAUCCUCGAGGCCCUGACCCGAUUCAUCGAGCCCCCGGAGAUCAACAACCCCCAGCUGAUGCUUAUUGUCGGUUCCGCUGGCCUCUUCUCCAACCUCGUCGGAUUCUUUGUCCUCGGCGGCCAUGGUCACGGCCACGGUCACUCCCACGACGACCAUGACCACGACGACCACGAUCACGCCCACGGCCAUUCACACAACCACGCACACGAUGAGGAGGAGGGUCGCGCCGGUCUACAUUCCCACGAGUCGCCCUCCGAGGAAACGCGCCGCAUCCGCUUCGAGGACCACCGUCACACCAGGGACGAGUCUAGUACUGCCGCCAGCCGUCUUUCCCGAGGUCGCGAUAAGCGCCGCUCCAGCAAGAGCGGACACUCCCGUCUGGCCAGCAUCGAGGACAUGAGCAUCCACCCUGCCAGUUUCCGCCAAGAUAUCAUCGCCGCGAGCAUGGCAACCCCUGGUGAUUCAACCAGCGAGAGCGAGUCCGAAUUUGAUGCUACUUUCAUCGCCGAAGAGGAUGAGGCGAAUGAAGAGUCGCCACUGCUCCAGGGCGUUAAGAAGGGUGGCAGCUCUCUCGGUGCCCACAAACAGCCGGCUCACUCGCACCCAACCAUCCGCCGUCCACGACGUGACUCGAGUGUGCACGAUGGCCACAACCACACGCUGCCCCAGAAGCCCGGCAAGAAGGGUGGUCACAACCACGACGAUAUGGGUAUGAACGCCAUGGUCCUGCACGUCAUCGGUGAUGCUUUGGGAAACAUUGGUGUCAUGGCCACGGCUCUCAUCAUCUGGCUCACCAACUGGCCCGGCAAGCUCUAUGCCGAUCCCGCCGUCUCGCUCUUCAUUACCGCCAUUAUUCUCAAGACGUCGAUUCCUCUUACCCGUGCAACCGCUCGCGUUCUGCUCCAGGCAACCCCCGAACAUGUCAGCAUCCAAGACAUUCGACAGGACAUUGAGCGACUCCCAUGCGUCAUCACCUGCCACCACAUCCACGUUUGGCAGCUUUCCGACACCAAGCUCGUUGCUAGCAUGCACAUCCAGGUUUCCUUCCCUAUCGACUCGCAUAGUGGCGAGAAGUAUAUGGAGUUGGCUCGCCGGGCCCGCAAGUGCCUCCAUGCCUACGGUAUCCACAGCGCCACCAUUCAGCCUGAGUUCUGCCUUGACCAGAAGCAUAUGCAAGCCGAAGAAGCCGCUGCUCUCGCCCUCGACGGAGGUGGCGACGGAAACAAGAACGAAGUCUGUCUCCUGGAAUGCAUCGAGGACUGCCAGGGCCAAGGCUGCUGCACCAACGUCGAGGCCUCAUCCAGAGGCUCGUCGACACGUCGUGCCAGCGACUCGUCACAAGGUGCGAACAGUGCCAAUGGACACCAGCAUGAACACGAGCAUGGACACGAUCAUGAGCAUGAUCAUUAGAACUUGGUCCCCCUCUGGAACGACUGGUCGCAUACUGGUGGACAUUCUAGACUCUAGAGGUAUCCCAAUAGGCACUCACAUAUCCUUGACUGAGUGUCAGGGGCCAUGAGAUAGAUAUUACCUCCCUUCCUCCUUACCGGGCAACUUUUCUAAUUAAAAGGGCUGGCGUUUGUGUUUCGGUUGUUUUCUCUGAGGCUGCCAAUUUGGGCAUGCGUUGAGCACACGGUUAUGUUGCUCACAGAAGGGUUAUAGUGUACGAUAGAUGCGCUACACAGUACAACGAGUGUUUCUUUUGUCUUGAAUAAUGUAUGUCUUACU